Molecule: messenger RNA, 321 nt
Organism: Strongylus vulgaris
Lineage: Eukaryota; Metazoa; Nematoda; Chromadorea; Rhabditida; Strongylidae
Source: the annotation of a GenBank genome assembly
AUGGGUUAUGAGUGCCACAACUAUGGAUUCAUACUGAAUAUUCGGGGUAAACCAGGAGAGACGAAAUGUGUUUGUGCGAGCGGAUUUCAAGCUGUGGGCUCCUCUGUGGAUGAGCAGGGUCGGCUUAUAGAACUCUGUGAAGACAUUGACGAAUGCGCGUUGUAUCCAUGUCCUACAGUUGAAGAAUGCAAGAAUACGCCGGGAGGUUUUAUUUGUACUCGAGAUCCAACUAUUGCGGUGAGAAAAUCUGUGUAUUUUGGAAAUAACAUGUCCGAGCGGUUCGAAGAUUGUCGUAACAGGACCAUAUUCCUACAAGUGUGA